GCCCUACCUCCACCUGGUGUCAACCCACCAAUGACGUGACUGAUUGAACGUGUUAUCAACAUUCCCACAGGUACAUAAAGUUAGUGUACACCGCUCGUUUACCUGUUACAAGACUCCAGUCUACCAAACCAGCACUGUCGAGAGGGGCUACUAGUUGGUAAGUUACGUGGAUACUUUAUCAUAAUUCCUAACUUUCAACGAAGACAAUUUUAUUUAUUGAAUUAUCUUUGUAAAGGAGCCGCGUUAAUUUACAUGAUGCUUAGAAUUGCAGUUACAUAUAUGUUGUAUUUAUUCAUAUAUUUCUGUUACAACUUUUAACAAAAUCUUUAGAAAUACUAAUAUAUAUUUAUAUAUAUUGUAUAGAAACUUGGUUCGUCUCCGUUCUACCGUCGAUCUCUAUUUCGUUUUGUGGAUGAUACCACUUGCUUCAACUGUCACUCGUCAUUCAACAUACGAGUAAUUGAAAACUGGAUGACGAUGGUUGCAGUCGUUCACCUUGUAUUUGUCUCCGACAUGGAAUUCACUUUCUCUUUCUCUCACUCCUGACCCGCUGAGUUCUCCCUUUGUUAGUCCCGCGUCACCUAGAGAUUCCUUCCUAGGGCUUCCUACAUCUCAGGUACACAAAUUUUCCCUCCGUCUAAAUGGUCAUAAACCAGCACCGUAACGGUCGUCCCGGUGCAAUCUGAUACGUUGGAACCUUGGGUCAGUUGGUCGGUUACUGUGCUGUGGGAUCCCACCCAACACCCCUGUAUCACACCCCUGUACCACCCAGGUCUGGACUCUCCACAAUAUAUAUAUAUAUAUUAUAUAUUUGUUUUUUAUUCUAAGUACUUUAAUGGUGUAUACUUUAUACAGACAAUACAGUGGUCUUAUAUUAUAAAAUAUUAAUACUAAAGAAGAUAUUUGUUAUGGUUAAUUUCUGGAUUUUCUUUUGUCUGACAGAAAAAAAGACAAAGAAUUUUCGUGUCAGACGAUAGUCACCAUGGGGGUCAAAUUGCAUUGGACACUGGCUCUUUUCGUUAUUAUCUACACAUCACAAUCUCAAGGUAUCACGUGCUAGAGUUAUUAGUGAUUUACAAAACAGGAUGUUCGUCAUCAAAUAAGAACGUCAUAAAUUUUCAUUUAAGAAAUGACUUGCGUUGAAUAACUCAUCGUGCUAGAAUCAAGCAAUUUUACGACAAUCUUCAUCUCUCGAUGUUAUAUCCAUAAAAAAUAACAUUUAAUAAAAAAAAAAUCAAAGUAAGCUAUGCAUCAAGUAGGACAAUUUCAAUUGAAUGUUUGAGUGGUUGCUGUCUUUUGAACUGUAAUCAUGUUAAUUUGAAAUACAUUUUUAUAACUCAAUAAACCUAUGCAUACCCCAUUGAUUAGUGAUCUUGCUGGCUGCCGUCCAUACUUUGCCUUGUAAAAGUUAUGUAGUAGGGUGGGUGAAUAUAAAUUGCUGUUCUUUAUUUUAUAAUGUAUUUUAUUUUAAUGUAAUGAUUAUGUCUCUUUUGAUAAAAUUUUUAUGUACAGCGCGGUGAGCCCAGCCCUAGGCUGGGGUACCGCGCUAUAUAAGACCUCUUAUUAUUAUUAUUAAUGAAUCUGGACAAUUUCAUAACCUUUUCUAUUUAUAUGUCUGCCUAAGCUAGUAGCAUAUAACACUUUCUUUUUGUUAAAAAUAUUUUACCAUUUUGGGGUUUUAAACCCUUGUAAUAUUAAAUACUUUUACUUGUUUAAAAUAAAGCUUUAAAAAAAUUUCAGCAAUCUAAAAAGCGAAACAAGACCAUUCAAAACAAUUCUUGAAUCUAACAAAAGAUGGAUGAAUUGUUUCAAUUUAUUUUUUAAAAAGUACUCGCAGUAACAUUUCUUAAUUAUACUGUAAUACUGUUCGCCUUUUUUUUUUAAAGAUCAACAAUUCUUGCGAAACAAAAAUACAAAUUUAUUUUACAAGUUGAAUUAAAUUGUGGUUCUUUUUGUCUUUUUAUUUUAUUUAAAACAAUUAUUAUGAUUUUAAAAAAACCCAGGUAAAUUGACCAAAGAAAGGAUAACAAAGCUAAGCCUCACAGGGGGAAUGCGAUCCCCGUUAGGAUACAGAGGUCGUGUUAUCAUUCAAAUCAACAAUGAGGACGUCGACGGAGCCAUAUGUGGGACAUGGACCAGACAAGACGCCAUUGUAGUAUGCAGGAUGUUGGGCUACAAGUCAGUAGACAUAUAUUUAUGUCCCAUCAUGGCUCUCUACCCAUGGCUAUAUUUUACCAUGGCUCCCUCAUCAUGGCUAUCUUACUAUGGCUCUCUGGCCAUGAUUGUUUUACCAUGGCUCUCUAGCCAUGACUCUCUAAACAUGGCGCUUUCACCAUUAAUCUCUUAUCAUGUCUAUGUUACCAUGUAUCUCUCAUUAUGGCCUUUUAACAAUGGCUUUUUUUAUCAUGGCUUACUAGAUGGCUCUCUAACCAUGCCUCUUUCAUUAUGGCUCCCUCAUUAUGGCUGUCUUUCCAUGGCUCUCUCAAAAUGUCCCUGUCACCAUGACUCUCUUUUCAUGGCUCUAUAGCCAUGGCUAUCUCAUCAUCGCUCUCUCACCAUUAAAAGUUAUGAAAAACCUUUAUCUUCACUCGUUAGACAAUUAUUUAGACUCGAUUGAUUGGCACAACCUGUGAUUUAAAUAAAACUUAAAAUUGUUGACUGCUUAAAAUUUAGGAUCUUAAAACCGUUAAUUACAAAAAAUAUAUAUUUCAACGACUUAUUAAUUCCCCAGUUUUAUUAUUACUUUUUAUCAGUCGAGUCUUCUAAUUAUUACUUAAUACUCAAGUCUUCUAAAUACUACUUAAUACUCGAGUCUUCUAAUAAUUACUUUAUUAUCGAAUACUCUAAUUAACACUCUAAUAUUUAACACUCGAGUCCCAAUUAUUACUUAAUGCUCGAAUCUUCUGAUUAUUACUUAAUAUUCGAAUCUUCUAAUUACUAGUUAACACUCGAGUAUUCUAAAUACUAAUUAAUACUCGAGUCUUCUAAUUAUUACUUUAUUAUGGAAUACUUUAAUUGAUAUUUAAUACUCGAGUCCUAAUUAUUACUUAAUACUCGAAUCUCCUAAUUACUACUUAGCAUUCCAGUCUUCGAAUUAUUACUUAAUUAUCUACUCUUCUAAUUAAUAACCUUUUUUUUAAGUGAUGGCAACAACGAACAAAGUGACGGUCUAAUCCCACCUGAAAAUCAUAAUUUUCGUAUGAGUAAUGUGAGAUGUACUGGUCAGGAGACAUCACUCUUUAGUUGUCCUAGGGAUCCCAUUGUUAACUGCAUAUACGACGUAAGUUUUUAUAACAUUUAGAUUGAUCUCACUUGAAUAGUUUCGGUAAAAACAUACUUUCACUAGAGGAAUCUCUCUAGAUGGGCUUAGGUACCAAACACAACUUCUUUAGAGGAAACUCACUAGAUUAGCUUUUGAACCAAUCACAUCUUCUACAGAAGAAGAAAUAUAACAAUUGAUGAUGUUUAAAAAAUACAUUGACUGUAAAUUUGUUGACGGGCUUCUGAUAAGAUUCAGAUUUUAAUUUGGAUGGUAUAAGUAAACCUAUCUUUUAUAGUUGUAAUGACUUAUUUUGAGCUGUGCUUCAGGGGGGGGGGCAAGCCGUACCACAUUAUAUAUAUAUAUAUUGAGGGCGUUAUACUUGUAAAGGUCAGGGUGAAAAGGGCGUUUAGUGAAGCAACCAUUAGGUAAAAAAUAAAUAAAAUAAUAUCACCACCAACAAAAAACAAACAAACAAACAAACAAAAGAUUGAUUCUCGUCUGUAUCGAGGAAAGCUUAUAUUUCGUUAUUAAAUCUGAGUAUUUUGUUGUUCAAACUUUCAGGCUCAUGACGUUGCUGUGUCCUGCUCCAAUCCUGGACCAAACCCACUGGUGACAUACAUCUCUGGCGUUGCUGUCGAGGUUAACAGGGAAACCCCUGCACCAUUGCAGAGACUAACUGGAAUGUUUGAGACCACACACUGCCAGAUCCGUAUGUUUUAUUUUCUUCGCGAUUUCCAAUUCUAUUCGACAUAUGACAAGAGGUGUGGCUAAAACAAUGACAGAAUAUUGGGGACAGCUAAAUGAUUUCUUUUACUCUAUGCAACAAAAUUGAUCCAAUCUUAAACAAUGUUUGAACACUAACUACAACGCGUUCAUUAAGUACAAUACUUUCAUUAAAUUCAACAUUUUCAUUACCUACAACAUUUUCAUUACCUACAACAUUUUCAUUACCUACAACAUUUUCAUUACGUACAACAUUUUCAUUACCUACAACAUUUUCAUUACCUGCAACAUUUUCAUUACCUACAACAUUUUCAUUACCUACAACAUUUUCAUUACCUACAACAUUUUCAUUACCUACAACAUUUUCAUUAACUCAAACAUUUUAAUUACCUACAACAUUUUCAUUGCCUACAACAUUUUCAUUACCAACAACAUUUUCAUUACCUACAACAUUUUCAUUACCUACAACAUUUUCAUUGCCUACAACAUUUUCAUUGCCUACAACAUUUUCAUUGCCUACAACAUUUUCAUUACCUACAACAUUUUCAUUACCUACAACAUUUUCAUUACCUACAACAUUUUCAUUACCUACAACAUUUUCAUUACCUACAACAUUUUCAUUACCUACAACAUUUUCAUUACCUACAACAUUUUCAUUACCUACAACACUUUCAAUCUACUUGUCCGCGUCAUUUGAAAUUGACACAAAUAUACUUUUGGAUUAACACUGUCACUCCCAUUUUAAACAAAUAAAUCAGACAAGACUUGAUCAAUCAAUGUUUUUGACGAUAAAAUUUGAAGAUGACUUUUGUUUGAUGGAUGUUGAUAGUAUUAAUUGACCCCACUUAUUAUAAAAAAAGUAUUCAAUAUUUGGUUAAUUUUAAAUGUGAUAUUUUUGUAUGACGAUUUUAAAGUACUGUUAGGGUUCUUAAACAUGGACGUAUGCUUUCUUUAUAAAAUGGGUUCCAUAUAGUUAUAGUUAUGUCUAACUUAAACAAAAGAUUAUGCUAGAUUCAUUAGCAUAAAGAUUCAUUGGGAUGAACAUGUUUUAGAUAUGCACCUUUUAGACAUUCUAAAUUGAACAUGCCAUAAAUAACUUAUUACAUUAUUUCUUUCUUUAUUUAAAAAAAAUAGCAAACCCAAACAUCAGGCUCCACGGUGUUGAAGGGAGGAAAGGAAUGGGCUAUGUCCAGGUCAAUGUCAACGGUGUCUGGCAGUACAUUUGUGAUGACAAGUGGAGCGAGAACGAUGCUAAAGUUGUCUGCAAGGAGCUUUGCUACAAGUAAAUAUUGAAUACUUUUAUUAUGUGUAAGAUACAUGCAUAAGCUGAUAGGCAAGAUUCUAUAUAUAAUUUUAUUUAAUCUAAUACAAACAAUUGGUUCAAUGUAACAUAACAAGUUAGUUAACAAUAUCAGUAUUUCUAAAAUAUAUAAUUUGGCUCAAAAAGUGACAUAAAGCUACUUGUAACAUGACUAACUAUUUGGAUAUUAUUACUCUUAUUUAAAUGAGAGUAAUAUGAUUUUACUGCAAAUUAAUAGUUGUGUGUGGUUUAGGUGGGGUAUGUGUAGCAUAUGAGAGUGUUGUAAAAUAAGCAAAAUAUGGCCUUAAUUAUGUGAUGGCUCUUCUUUUAAUUAGUUCAUACCAAGUGAAACAUUAUUUUAUUCUGUAGUGAACCAACCUGUGCCCGCCCUGGAGUAGAGAAUGAGUAUAAACCUUACUUAGAUCAAACAGCCACAUUUGCAUGGAACAGAGUUCAGUGCACAGGAGAUGAGAGCAAUUUAAUUGAUUGCGUCAAGAACAACACCACACCACAAGGAGAAUGUGGUCAACAUGAGCUGGCUGGGGUACAGUGUGUUGUGCCAACUGAGAUUCCUCCUGGUAAUCUUAAGCAUGUUUUAUUUAAGCUUUUAAUGAGUUUCUGUACAGUGGCGUCAGACAGGGGGGUGGUCCAUUAGAGAGGGAUGGGGGCAACUUUAAACUAAACGUUUCUUAAGUGUAAAACCAUAUAUAUGUAUAAUUCACCAGAAAAUGUCAAAAACAACCACGCAGGCUAUAUAUAGAUACGGCAGAGUGUGGUUAAAUAAUGAGUUCACUAGCGCGCAAAAUAUAAUUCCUGAUAGCUACGCUAUAUAUGAUAUCUUCACAACUCUGAUGCAGUCUCAGCUCCGUUGGAUGGGACACGUAGCCCGUAUGGAAGACCACCGGCUCCCGAGACAAUUAUUCUUCGGAGAACUCACGACAGGCAAGCGCUCCCAAGGAGGUCAAAAAAAGCGUUACAAAGACUCACUGAAAGUGGCACUAAAGGCCUUCAGCAUAAACCCUACUCAAUGGGUGCAGACAGCCCAGGGCAGAGCCAGGUGCAGAGCUGCUGUCAAGAAAGGGGGCUAAAUCCCGUGAAGCUAAUAGAAUAACAACAGCUGAGACACGCAGGCUUGUCCGAAAGAGCUACAUUAGGUCAUCGUCUGAAGCAACUAUUCCAUGGCCACGGUGUCAUAGAUUAUUCCGAGCAAGGAUCGGUCUAGCAAGCCACCUACGAGCUCACCGUUAUCCCAACCUCCCCUAACCGGCUGACUCGAUGGUCCUAGUCGAUUUCGAUGGACGAAAUACAAGAACAAGAAUAUAUAUAUUUUUAAUAACGCAAUUGCGUUUGGUGCGUAAUAUUUUCUUUUCGGAAAUGAAAUCGUCUCAAUUUAAGUAUAGUGUAAAAAAAAUAUUAAUAUUCGAUUUAAAAUUGGUUGGGACAUGAGAAUAUUAAUAUAGGUCAUGGGCGUGAAAUAAAAAGUGUGCAGUGACGUAUUAUGGGGAAGGGGUGUAUCAAAUAUUGAUAUUCUUUUAAAUGUGCGUAACUUGAGUUCAUGUUUUGUCACGUAACUUUACUUGAUGGGAAGUUCACACAUUGCUGUCGCCAAUGUUUGGCGGGCUAUAUGUAGGUUCAUAAAAUUUGUUGAUCUCGAACAUGGCCUAGCUACGCAUUAAUGACACGGACUUCACAAAUAAAAUAAGACGUUUAUAAGUCCGAUUGUGAGCUGCUCGCCACUUAAAAGUUAUACAGGUAACCUUAGUGUGUGUUACUUUCCUUGACACAGCUAUGAACGCUGAACUGGAUUGUGCCAACCUCAACGGAGAUAUCGUCCUUAACUUCACACGUAAUAACUUCCCUAACGAAAACGCCAGCAGCAUUAGGAUCGCCAACGUCCCCGCGGGCUGCUCCACACGAGCUCAGAGAGACUCGCAAAGGGAUCUUUACUUUUUGAGAAUCCCGACAGAAGGUUGUGGUACAGUCAAGACUGUGAGUGUUUGGUUGUAGCUUGUAAUCUUUAGUUUAGACAUUCCUUACAUUGUAAGAUUUGAGCUAUAAGAAGAACACACGAUUUGACCUGAAUGUUUUAUUAAUUGUAUAACUCACUUUCUUUGACGCUGAUGCUUGAUUGACAUAUAUGAUUAAAUGAUAUCAUUUUAAGAUGCUGUACAUUCUUAAAUUAUUUUAUAAAUAUACGCUAAUUUUUGUGUUGAUUAAUGUAAAUCUGAGAAAAAAAGAGAAUGUAACUUUGAAUGUUAACCAAUGUGCUAUCUACAGGACAAUGGUUCCCAAAUCUGCUACAAAAACACAGUGGAGUAUGAAAAUGAAGUUUCUAGAGGCAAUGUUCUGUUUGACUACAAGAAGAAAACGUAAGUCUUUUGUUGGCUUAUGUAGGCCAUAAGCAAACAUUGUUUACUUAAAGUUAGCAUAUCUUAUUCAAUAUGUUUAUAUAUCUGGUGUGGUCAGUCUAGUAACGUUACCGAUAGUUAAAAAAAAGAGGAGGAGGGUUAUUGAUCCUAGAAAAAAAAGAACAUCUCUACCAUACAAAACAUGGCAAUGCUUGUAAUCAGCUAAUUAAUCAGCUAAGUAGUUAGCUAUGAACCAGGCUAAGUAACCAGCUCAAUACACAGCUCAAUAAAUAGCUAAGUAACCAGUAAAGUAACCAUCUAAGUACCAGCUAAAUAACAAGCUUAGUCAUCUGCGAAGUAACCAGAUAAUUAACCAGACAAGUAACAUGCUAAGUAACCAGCAAAGUAACCAGCUAAGUAAACAAUUAUGUAACCUGAUAAGUAACCAGCUAUAUAAACAGCUAAGUUAACGACUAUGUAACCAUCUACGUAACCAGCUAAGUAGCCAGCUAAAUAACCAGCUAAGUAACCAGCUAAGUAGUCAGCUAAAUAAACAGCUAAGCAAUCAGCUUAGUAACCAGCUAACUAUCUAGCUAAGUAGCCAGCUAAGUAACCAUCCAAAUAACCAUCUAAGUAGCCAGCUAAGUAACCAUCUAAGUAACCAGAUAAGUAACCAGCUAAGUAACCAGCUUAGUAACCAGCUAAGUAACCAGCUUAGUAACCAGCUAACUAACUAGCUAAGUAGCCAGCUAAGUAACCGUCUAAGUAAUCAGUAAAUAGACAGCUAAGUAACCAGAUAAUUAACCAGCUAAAUAACCAACUAAGUAACCAGCUAAGUAACCAGCUAAGCAACCAGCUAAGUAACCAGCUAAGUAAUGGCCAUCAUUCUAAAUAAGAAACGAACGAAUAACAAUAACAAUAAAAAUAUAAACAAAUAAAAAUAUCAGUCACUGGAAAACUAAAAAGAGUAAUCGACUAUUAUUGCAUUCGAAUUAAAUGAACUUAUUUUUCAAAUACAUUGUUUGUUUCAUUGUGUAUCAGUAAAUGAGGCUGACUUCGUGAUUUAUCUCUACCUAUGCCAUCCACCAUCUUCCCAUAGAAAAUGUAAAAUAAAAUAUUUUCUUUUAUUUUUCCCAACUCAGCUUCUCAGUAAGCUGCUGUAUGCCAACUGACAAGGACAUCAGCAUUAAGUUCAUCCCCCGGACCCAGGAGUACGCCCAAAGCAUCAGUCAUAACUUUGACUACGUGGUAAGCUUUCAAAGCUGUAAUAUAAAGUCUUUCAUUGUUAGUCUACUAUACUUAUGCAAGUACGGUUUAGAAUUCCACAAGACAUAUUAUUCAAAAGAAAUUGCAUUUCAUAAUAGAGGGCUAAGUGUAAAACUUUAUGUUGUAAAGAGUAAGACUGUUAAAAUGUAUUAAAUUACUAGCAAAAUACCCGCGCUUCGCAGUGGAUAGCCUUUUUUUUUAAAAAAAAAGGUAAGAAAUUAUCAAGUAUCCGCAGAUACCGGGGACUUUACAAUACAUUCCCUUUGAGAAAACCAAUCCUGCGUCAAAUAAUGGCAACUUUUUGUAGGGUCUGUCCUUGGGACCCCGAUCCUGGUAAGACCCCAAUUCUAAUGAGGCCCAAUCCCAUUCUGAACCCAAUGAUUUUUCCCGGUGUAAUCCCGUUCCCGGUGGGAUUCUAUUUUGUUGUGGUUCCGGAUCCAGGGGGAAUCCAGAUCCUGUUGUGAUCCCGAUCCCAUCGGUGUCUUGAUCCCAAUGGGCUACUGAUCUCAGUGGUUCCAGAUGGGCUACCCAUCCCGUUAGGAUACUAUUCUCUGUGGGAUCUCGUUCCACCUAGGUUCUCUCUUUUCCGAUGUUAUCCCGUUUACUGCUAGGAUACUGUUCCUGGUUUGAUCCCGUUACCCGAUGGGAUCUCGAUACCAAAGAAGGGUAUUACUAUUAAGCUAGGCCUAGAUCAACCUAUUCAUAUAGAACCUAAAGUGUUGUCUAGCCCUAUUGAUAUUUAUACAACUUAUAAUAGGAAAAAUUAAAUUGGGCCCGGCCCCAAAAGGAUAGAUACAAUGUGUUAAGUACCCUUCGGUAUUUGAAUAGGGAUAUUCAAGGGUAUGUGUAUUAACUUUGGUCAAGUUUCAUCUAUUCAUGUAGCAGUAAUUUGUUGAUCAUUUUAUUUAUAGAGCUCGCAUUGAAAAAAAACAACACAUUUUGGGCCCCCGCCCCCAAACGGUAUAGAUUUUCGAAAUGAAACCUACUUAAGUUUUGUAAAUAGGCCGUAAGGAAUAAGCCUGCCACAUUUCAUGAUCCAUAUCUACAGGGGAAGUUGGAGAAUUAGUGAGUGAAUGAGUGAGUGAGGGCUUUGCCUUUUAUCAGUAUAGAUUUCUGCAUUUGGUUAACAUACCUGAUUCCUUCUACUGGAUUUUUUACGAUAGCUUUUUAUUAUCAAAAAAGUUAUCAAAAUUUUACAUAAGUUCAUGUUUAAUUUAAAUUUAAGAAUUGAAAAAAAUGUCUUAACUAUUAUGUCCUGGAAAGAGUGCAAAACUCAUUAUGUCUUGACAGAUAUCUAAAUAUAGUCCUAUGUCUUGGCAAACCUUUUAAGGUAAUACCUAUGUCUUGACAGACAUCUCAAUAUGCACCUACGUCUUAGCUGACAUAUUAAAGCAGUACCUAUUGCUCUUUCCUCAACAGCCUGAGAUCAGCUUCUACCAGAACGAGAGAUGCGAUGAAAAAAUCACUCAAAACCCUUACGCCGUGCAGGUCGGCGAUUGGGUGUACAUUGGUGUCAGUGUCAAUGCCAAUAACGAGUCCCUGUUCAGAGACAGCGAUCUGAAGCUGGUUGUCACACGUUGUACCGCCAACCCAAUCAAUGGCGUGGAUAACGGGCCUAAGCCCUUCGAUAACGUGACACUUAUUGACAACAAGUAUGUGGCUGUAGGAUCAUUUCAAUAAAUAAGGAAGCCUCUGAGCAGAUACACAUACAGACAAACACAAAGAUAUAGCCUAAACGUAAUUUAGAAAUAAAUACAAUUAUUUACCAUUUCAAUUAAAGGUCAGUCAAUAUGUUCCCUUUUAUAGGGGAAGAAUCCCUCAAACAAAUUUGUAAUAUCAAACAGUUUCACAAAAAUAAACACGUUUUCAAGCACUAACUACUGGUGUUGAUGUUUAAAAAAUAUUAGCAAUUAUUUUGUUAACACAAACACACAGCUGCAACUGUUGUUAAACGCAUGAUUCCUAAUAGGAAAUUAUUCUUUUAUUUAAAUUCAUUGCUUCCAAAUCCAAGUUUCUUUAAACAUAGGUACACGAUUUGUUAUUCGAGAAUUAAAUUAAUUUUAAUUGAUCAGUAUCCAUUCCCCCCCCCCCCCUUUUUUUUUUAAAAACACACUAACCACACUUAAAAAAAGGAACCAAUGAGCUGCGAAGCUAAGUUAGCUCAUUGAUGUUAUAAAUAAUUCACUGCCGACAUUUUAUUAAUAUUAACUUACCAUUGGUAGAUCACUGUUCUGUUAUCAGAACCAGAUAUAAACGAACAAACAUUGUGAUUUUAGAAAUUUCUAAAUAAAGGCCAUUUGGGUAUAAUCUAUUGUUGUUGUUUUUUUUAAAUGAUGCACGAGAUUAAGUUAAGAAAUCACAAUUUUGAUAUCAUUAAUUAAAUAUGUGCUCAAUUGAAUUUUAAUUAUUGAAAAUAAUGCUCGAUAUCAUUUAAACCAUUUAAACACAUGUUCAUUAAUUUAGCAGAUAUCUGUUUCAUUUCAUGACUCUAGGUUCUAUAAUUUCAGUUUUCUUGAUAAUUUUUAUCGAGUUACCAAACUCUGUACAUUGUUUUUGUAAGAAGUAUAGUUAGCACCAUUUCACAAUAAUUGUUGUUAAAAAAAUAGCAACGGCAAUGUCACCACUGUUAAAACAAUAAAAGUUAUCUCUACUUCACCAUUGUUGUAACAAAUAAAGUUCUCAUUAUGUCACCAUUGUUGUAAGAAGUAUAGCUAGUUAAAAAUUUCUUUGUUUUUUCUCCCCCUGUAGGUGUCCAUCUGAUCUGGCCAGUGUCACCACCUACCCCAUCAGCAACACCACUGAAGGUUUUCGAUUCAGAGCUUUCAAAUUCUUCGGUUACUCCUCUGUCUACGUCACGUGUCACCUGCGUGUCUGUUUGUCUACUGAACGCAAGCCCGACUGUGAUAGGUGAGAGUUGUAAAACAUAUGCUAAUAAUGAUAUAAUGAUUUUAUAUGGUUUCAAAGAUAAAAACAUUGAUAGUGAAUGUAUUUUUUUAGUUUUUAUUAUUAUUAAAGACCCCUCACCAUUUUAAAGAAAUGUUGUAUUCAUAAAUAUCUGGCUUCUAAUAUCAAAUUGUAUUUAAAAUUUGUAAUAUUAAAGAUUUAAACGUAUCAUAGUGAGUUACAUUCGAAAUUGUGAAGACAAAAAAUUAAUAUUAUAAACUGAAUGAUAGCGUCUAUUGGCAUGGGCGCCUGCAGGUAGGGGCAAGGGGGGCACUUGCCCCCCCACCCCGGAUUGAUUGGAUAAAGCAAUUUUAGACAAAAAUAGAUAAAAAAUGUAUUAAAGUAAAGAGAAAAUAAAGAGAAAGUAACUAAGCUGAUGUCCUGUCCGUUCGAUCACCAUACAAAUACGCUACAGUAAAUUAAAACUAUAUUAAAACAUUACUAAAAAUUGUUUGCCCCCCCCCCUGGAAAGUUAAUCGAUUUUUUUUUUUUUUCCCCCCCCCCCCCCUUUAGAAAUUUUUCUGCGGGCGCCCAUGUCUAUUGGUAUAGUUAAUGUACAUUUCAUAUUUUUCAUGUCUCUAUUGAACACUAUCUAAUUAUUGAUCUAUUUUGUUAAUUAUUUUUUCUCUCUCCCUAGAUCAUGCGCUCAAAAUAACAUCGGACGUAAGAGGCGUAAUUUGGCUGAUGAAGUCACUGGACUGGACACAGUUGUCUCCCAAAUUCUACAGAUCACCGACCCCAAGCAGCCCCCAGUGAACGCACUUCCAGCCCAGUCACACGAAGACAGAACCGCUGAAAGCAUCAAUCCACGUUUUCUUAAGCCUUAAAAUCAACGGUCAAUGUCAAGGCUGACCUAGAUAUUUAUAGCUAGUGUUUCUUGGAAUGCGCCAGUUCGGAGCAUGAUUCUUGUUGAAGAGAUUUUAAGCUUGUCACAUGUAAAAUAUCCGUCUAAUAUCUAUAAUUCAAUUGUUACUAAAUACACAGAAAAAUAAAGAUAUCUAAAAUACCAAUUCAAGCUAAUAAUAUUUUGAAUUAUUUUCACCUUUAAGAAUAAAUUUUUAAGAUGGUUAACAUUUGAAGAAUAAUAAUCCUAUUGUUAUUGAAUUUUAAUACAUAUUAAAUAAACCCAGCUUUAAAAUGAAAUGUUUACAUAUAUUUUCUAUUUAUAAAAUAUGGGAUGUCACACUUACCUAUAAAUGUUAUACAUCAACAACACUGUAUUUAGCACCACCAUUUCGAUAACAAAGUAUUUGUAUUUUUUAAUUUAAUAAAGUAGUGAACACAAAAAAAAAAUAUAUCGUUGCGAAUACCCAGAAGAAUAUAUGUAUAUAUACAUAUUAAACAAUCAUAUUCAUUUGACUUUGUAUCACAAAAGAAACCAAACCUGUAACAGUAACCAUGGAAACCAUCGCUCCUGAACAAUGUUUUGUCCACAAAUGAAGCACUGUGAAUAAAGAUUAGAAGCAUU
Molecule: messenger RNA, 13310 nt
Organism: Lymnaea stagnalis (great pond snail)
Lineage: Eukaryota; Metazoa; Mollusca; Gastropoda; Lymnaeidae
Source: the annotation of a GenBank genome assembly